CGCCGCGCUCCCUUCAGCCAGCGAGGCCGCGCGCUGGCGUGUCCCGCGCUGUGCCGCGGGAGGGGCCGAGCCCAUGUUCCUCCUCCCUACCGGUCCCAUCCUUAAAGCACGAGUUCCGACGCCCCGCCUGUUGGGAGCGGGCGCCGGGAUCGGGACAGCGAGCCGCCGGGGCAGGCCAGGGCCUACCGAGGAGGGCCCGAGACCACGGAGCCGCCGCGGCUGGCACGCGAGCGUCUCGGUGUGUGGGAGCUGCGAGGGCAGGGGUCCCGGGCGCCAUUGCUGGCCGUCAGAGAGCCGCCUGGACCUCGUCUGCCCUCAGCGGCGCUUCUCCGGGCGAGAGGAGGCAUAGCUUGGGGCCGUCGCCCCCCCCCCCCCCCCGCCCGGUGUCGUGAAUUGUGUGCCUCAUCUACCGCCCGCGUCGGGCCGCCGGGGCCGAGACGAUGUUUGACAAGACGCGGCUGCCGUACGUGGCCCUUGAUGUGCUCUGCGUGUUGCUGGGUACGUACGUGCCGCCGGCCCGAGGGGCGUGUGCGCGCGAGCCCGGGGUGCGGAGUCCCGCUUCCAUGCCUAUGGCUGUUCUAAGUUUGAGCCAAAUAAAUCCAUUUCAGAGAGGCUUUUUCUGUAAAGACAACAGCAUCCAGUAUCCGUACCAUGACAGUACCAUCACAUCCACUGUCCUCUCCAUAGUGGGGCUUGGUUUACCCAUUUCCUCUGAUGAAGAACUGCUCUGGUGGUAUUUAGCUGGUGAAAGUGCUGGAUUGCCUUUUGCAAUUCUUACUUCAAGGCAUACCCCCUUCCAACGAGGAAUAUUCUGUAAUGAUGAGUCCAUCAAGUAUCCUUACAAAGAAGACACCAUACCUUAUGCGUUAUUAGGUGGAAUAAUCAUUCCAUUCAGUAUUAUUGUUAUGAUUAUUGGAGAAGCCCUGUCUGUUUAUUAUAACCUCUUGCACUCGAAUUCCUUUAUCAGAAAUAACUACAUAGCCACUAUUUACAAAGCCAUUGGAACAUUUUUAUUUGGUGCAGCUGCUAGUCAGUCCCUGACUGACAUUGCCAAGUAUUCAAUAGGCAGACUGCGGCCUCACUUCCUGGAUGUAUGUGACCCAGAUUGGUCAAAAAUCAACUGCAGUGUUGGUUACAUUGAAAACUACAUAUGUCGAGGGAAUGCACACAAAGUGAAGGAGGGCAGAUUGUCUUUUUACUCGGGCCACUCUUCGUUCUCCAUGUACUGCAUGCUGUUCGUGGCACUUUACCUUCAAGCCAGGAUGAAGGGAGACUGGGCAAGACUCUUACGCCCCACACUGCAAUUUGGUCUUGUUGCUGUGUCCAUCUACGUGGGCCUCUCUCGAGUUUCUGACUACAAACACCACUGGAGUGAUGUACUGACUGGACUCAUUCAAGGAGCCCUGGUUGCAGUAUUAGUUGCAGUGUAUGUAUCCGAUUUCUUCAAGGAGAGAAAUUCUUUUAAAGAAAGGAAAGAGGAGGACUCCCAUACAACUCUGCACGAAACACCGACGACGGGGAAUCACUUUAGGAACAGUCACCAACCUUGAAGGUAGAUAAAACUGGCCCGCUUUCUAAAGGAAAAGGAUUGCAACCAGAGGACAGAGGAUGAGUUUUCUUCAUGGUGUACAAACCUUUAAGGGACUGCUGCUGCUAUACCUCUUGGACGCCCACUUUACCUGUGUGUAUAUAGUUACAUUUAACACCAUGGUUCUCUAAUAGCGCUGAGUUCAUUAAAAAAAAUUUCAAGCCUUUCACUAAAACAAUGCCCACCUGUACAUUUUUAUUAAAAAAAUGUAAUGCUUAUGUACAAAUGUGUAUGCAAUAAUAUGCUUUCUUAGAAUGAUGCCUGACUGAAGUAUGAUACAUAUUAAAAUGUUUCAGUACAACUGCCUUGACAUGGGAGAACCAAAUCAACACUCCUGUAAGCAUUUGUAGUCAGCUGUAAUCAGGUGGUGCAAAAUUUAAAACCCCACAUUCGUUUAGCUGACUCUUUAUAAGUAGAGGCUGGCAGCAAACACAAUAUCCCUCUUGAUUUUGGUGAUUCCUAAGAGAAAAGAAAAGAUGGUUUAAGCUUCCAAGACCACAAAGACUGUGAUUCCCUUGCGGGGGGGGCGGGGGAAGAGGUUAAUACAACAAUCUCGAUGAUACAAAACCUUGCUGGUCUAAAAGAUAGAGGAGUUCACAGGCACCUCUGAGAGGAGAGGAGGGUAACUUAGAAACCAGACUCCUGUUCCUAUGACUCUGGACUCAGAAGUAUCCCAGUUCCUGUGUGUGUGCAGGGCCGUGACAGGGUCUCCGACUAUGCACAAAGACCCACUGAGGGAAGGACUAAACCGUCAAAAGUAGUAGUUAGUUGACCCAAAAGCAUGAAUUCUCAGCCUACUUCAGGAGACACUUUAUUUUCACUUACCACUUGAGAUUCUUUCUGGACUAAGGGAGGACAAACAUAAAUUUCAUUAUUUAGUAAGUUUACGUAACUUAAACUCUGGUUGAUUAAAUAGGUCUGCCCCAUCAACCAUAUGGAAACAGUACCCAGUUUUUGCACACCUCUUCUUAGGACACUGUUUAGCAGAAAUCAUUAGGGGUUGUGACUACAUGAGCAACUAACAGAGCGACAAGGUGGCCGCUAUUCUUUGAUGUGUUAACUCACAGCCCUUUUUCUUGGCAAAUAUUCAGACGGAACAAACUGUAAGCAUGUUAUAUACUCCCUCCGACCCCCUGCCCGCCUCCAUUACUACCCCCUUUUGGACUGGCCAUCCUUUCUUUUUUGGUCUUCCUACUUCCACCUUGCUAAUCUACAGACUUCCCUACAAUGCAACAGCAAGAACUGCCAGAGCACCGCACUCCUGGGGUCAAAAUCUCCAAUCAUUUCAGGAAAAAGCUGGGAGCUGGGGGGUAACAUGAUCAUCUCUCUUCUCCUUCCUACUGUUCUACUCACUGGUCUCGUACUCUUGCUUACGUCUAUCAAGCAUACAUGAAGGGCCUCGAUACCACCUUUCGAGUGGGGGCCCUAGGCCAUCUCAUCUGUCUCUCAAUUCCUGUUGUCUCUUCCUUUCUUUCCUGUAGACUUAUCACCACCUGAAAUACUUUAAUUGUUGACUUGUUUAUUGCAUGUCUCCCUACACUAGAAUGUAAGCUCCAUGAAGGCAGGGAUUUGUGGGGUUUUUGUUCACUGCUGUAUCCCCUGGUGCUUAAAACCAUGCCUGCACAUAGUACACAAUAAAUAUUUAUAAAUGA
This is a messenger RNA of Mirounga angustirostris (Northern elephant seal), 3240 nucleotides long. RefSeq names its product phospholipid phosphatase 1 (gene PLPP1). Gene Ontology annotation, molecular function: phosphatidate phosphatase activity. The transcript has 8 exons. Lineage: Eukaryota; Metazoa; Chordata; Mammalia; Carnivora; Phocidae. Gene Ontology annotation, cellular component: plasma membrane. Gene Ontology annotation, biological process: signal transduction; phospholipid metabolic process; phospholipid dephosphorylation. The record is from RefSeq and is a predicted model, not a curated record. The coding region runs from base 441 to 1550 and encodes 369 amino acids.